This is a messenger RNA of Taeniopygia guttata (zebra finch), 2711 nucleotides long. The record is from RefSeq and is a predicted model, not a curated record. NCBI's taxonomy places the organism in Eukaryota, Metazoa, Chordata, Aves, Passeriformes, Estrildidae.
UAGGCGGAGCUUUGAGCUGAGCUUAAGUCAGGGUCGCGUCACGGCCAUGCCGGGCCUGAGUCGGGCGUGGUAAAGUGGGAAGGAACGAGCGCCAUGGAGUUGCCGGCUCCGCGUGGCAGCAGCGUGAUGUCGCUGGUCCCCGUCGUGGUGCUCUUGGCUCUGUGCCCGCUCCUCGCCCGGGCAGAGGUCCCCAAGGAUGUGAAGCUGGACACGCUGAUGAGUGUUUGUGUCAUGGUGGCCCCAUUCGUCAUGGUGGCCAUCGUGGUGGUCAUCGGCGUGGUGAUGCGUGCCCACUGCCAGGGCCACUGCUGGGGGGCACAAAGGGGAUGUGACCUGCGGGGAGGUGGGGACAGAUGUGACCUCCAGGGAGGUGGGGACAGAUGUGACCUGCGGGGAGGUGGGGACAGAUGUGACCUGUGGGGAGGUGGGGACAGAUGUGACCUCCUGGGAGGUGGGGACAGAUGUGACCUGCGGGGAGGUGGGGACAGAUGUGACCUCCCAAGAGGAGGGACAGAUGUGACCUGCAGGGAGGUGGGGACAGAUGUGACCUCCAGGGAGGUGGGGACAGAUGUGACCUGCAGGGAGGUGGGGACAGAUGUGACCUGCGGGGAGGUGGGGACAGAUGUGACCUCCCGGGAGGUGGGGACAGAUGUGACCUCCCAAGAGGAGGGGACACAGCGGACACCGUGUGACAAGGGGAAACUGAGGCAGCGGCUGCAGCUGUGGUGCAUCCCUGACUUUGGGGGGCUGCGGGGGGAGGUGUGCAGGUGGCAUGGGGGUGGUGACACCUGUGGGGUCACCCGUGUCCCUCUGCAGGUGAUCUCCAUGCUGAUGGUGGCCGUGGGGGUGUACGCCCGGCUGCUGAAGCACGCAGAGGCGGCCAUGGCGUGCCUGGCGGUGGACCCUGCCAUCCUCCUCAUCAUAGUGGGCGUCCUCACCUUCCUCAUCACCUUCUGCGGGUGUGUUGGCUCCCUGCGGGAGAACAUCUGCCUGCUGCAGACGUUCUCCAUCUGCCUGACCAUCAUCUUCCUCCUGCAGCUGGCGGCCGGCGCGCUGGCCUUUGUGUUCUCUGAUGAGGCUCGUGGGAAGGUCAGCGAGAUCAUCAACGGGGCCAUCGUGCAUUACCGGGAUGACCUGGACCUGCAGAACCUCAUUGAUUUCGGGCAGAAGGAGUUCAGCUGCUGUGGGGGCGUCUCCUACAAGGACUGGUCCCAGAACAUGUACUUCAACUGCACGGCCACCAACCCCAGCCACGAGCGCUGCUCUGUGCCCUUCUCCUGCUGCCUGCAUGAUGCCAACCAGGCCGUCAUCAACACCAUGUGUGGCCACGGGAUGCAGGCCAGGGGCUACCUGGAGGCCAGUGCCUUCAUCCACACCAACGGCUGCAUCGACAAGCUGGUCAACUGGACCCACAGCAACCUCUUCCUGCUGGGUGGCAUCACCCUGGGGCUGGCCCUGCCCCAGCUGGUGGGCAUCGUCCUGGCACGGCUCCUCAUCAACCAGAUCCGAGACCAGAUCAAGCUGCAGCUCUACAACCAGCAGCACCGGGCAGACCCCUGGUCCUGAGCCCCGGGGGCAUUCCCGAGCCCCGGAUCCGCGGGGACAUCGCCGGAUGCGGAUCCGCGGUGGCCGUGGAGGAGAUCCGUGCCUUUGGCAGCCGGUGCCGGGCUCGGCUGAGCUGAAGCGAGGCCGGGGAACCGCUGUCUGUCUGUCUGUCUGUCCGUCUGUCAGGAUCGCUGUCUGUCUGCUGGCUCACCCAGCUUGGCGCUGGGGUGUGCUUCCCCACGCCGCGUGUGCUGGAGAAGGACGUUUGUCCGUCUGUCUGUGUGUCUGUGUGUGUGUCCGUGCACCGAGCUGCCUUCACCCAGCCUGGGCUGUGGGACCGGGGACAUUGUCACCAUGGCCGGGUGUCCGUCUCGGUGUCACAGCUGAGGGCACACCAGGGCUGGCCCGAGGGGGUGCAGGGCUGUGCCCAGUCCUUGGCUUUCCUGGAUAACGUGGUUGGUGCCAGGCUGUGCCCAUUCCUUGGCUUUCCUGGAUAACGUGGUUGGUGCCAGGCUGUGCCCAUUCCUUGGCUUUCCUGGAUAACAUGAUUGGUGCCAGGCUGUGCCCAUUCCUGGGAUUUCCUGGAUAAAAUGAGGGGUGCAGGGCUGUGCCCAUUCCUGGGAUUUCCUGGAUAACAUGAUUGGUGCCGGGCUGUGCCCAUUCCUUGGCUUUCCUGGAUAACAUGAUUGGUGCCAGGCUGUGCCCAUUCCUUGGCUUUCCUGGAUAAAAUAGGGGGUGCCAGGCUGUGCCCAUUCCUUGGCUUUCCUGGAUAACGUGGUUGGUGCCAGGCUGUGCCCAUUCCUUGGCUUUCCUGGAUAACGUGGUUGGUGCCAGGCUGUGCCCAUUCCUUGGCUUUCCUGGACAAUAAAGACACAAGGCCGGAGCUGCCAGCGUAGGGGACACCGUGGUGGCUUUGGUGACACAGAGGUGGCACCACUGCCCCGUGCCGUGCACCCCAAAACGAGGAGGGAAAAGCGGCUGAAGCUCCUGGCCCGGCCUCUCGGAGCUGUCGCAAACGCGUGGGUGGAGUUUUUUGGGGUUGGGUUUUUAGGUUUUUUUUUAUUAUUAUUUUAAUUUUCCCUUCUGUCAGGCUGGGUGGUCCCUCCCGGCUCUUUGUGUGCGGCCGGGAGGCUUCUUUCCCAUUAAAAAACCCUUUUUUUGGCUUU